Prunus armeniaca (apricot) is the source of this 714-nucleotide messenger RNA. Lineage: Eukaryota; Viridiplantae; Streptophyta; Magnoliopsida; Rosales; Rosaceae. The record is from the annotation of a GenBank genome assembly.
AUGGCUGCUGCUUCUCUUACUUCGAUCAGCCUACACUCAUCUGCAUCUUCAGCAUUGGGGUUGGCUUCAAAGCAGUGCCAACAUAAUAAUCACACUUGCUGCUGGCUUACGGAGAGAUCAGUAAGAUCCUCCUCCACAAGGCAACGGUUGUCAUCACGGGGCCUCAAAAUCCGCAGUGCAGCAACAAAACAAGUCAAAUCGCCAGCUGAAGAGGAUUGGAAGACUAAGAGGGAAGUUCUGCUGCAGAACAAGGUAAGGAGUGUGGAUGUAAAAGAAGCUCUGCGACUUCAAAAAGAAAACAAAUUCGUGAUUCUCGAUGUCCGGCCUGAAGCAGAAUUUAAAGAGGCUCAUCCCCCGGGUGCUAUUAACGUGCAAAUAUACAGGCUUAUAAAGGAAUGGACAGCUUGGGACAUUGCCAGGCGUGCUGCAUUUGCAUUCUUUGGCAUCUUUGCUGGCACAGAAGAGAACCCUGAGUUCAUACAAAGUGUGGAAUCACAACUUGAUAAGAAGGCAAAGAUCAUAGUGGCUUGCGCCGCCGGGGGCACGAUGAGACCAACCCAAAAUCUCCCAGAAGGUCAACAGUCAAGAUCACUGAUAGCAGCCUACUUGCUUGUCCUCAACGGUUAUACCAAUGUGUUCCACUUAGAAGGAGGGCUUUACGCCUGGUUCAAAGAGGGCCUGCCAGCAGUUGAAGAAGAAGAAGAAGAAGAGUGA